Messenger RNA from Fundulus heteroclitus (mummichog), 901 nucleotides. Its product is annotated as butyrophilin-like protein 2. Gene Ontology annotation, cellular component: external side of plasma membrane. The coding region runs from base 395 to 823 and encodes 142 amino acids. The transcript is spliced from 2 exons. Lineage: Eukaryota; Metazoa; Chordata; Actinopteri; Cyprinodontiformes; Fundulidae. Gene Ontology annotation, biological process: immune response; T cell costimulation; cellular response to lipopolysaccharide. The record is from RefSeq and is a predicted model, not a curated record.
CAGCUAGAGAGAGAAAAGACUACACUGUACAACAGAAGCUGAAGAGAACAUGAAGACUACUGGGAAGAUGUUUAGGAGCCAUAAAUGUUUACAGUUUAAACUGACUAUGAAAAAUGUUUAGAAUGUAAUGCGAAACUGAACUUGAAUGCUUGUACAUGUUUUCAGUUGAACAUGAAAAACGGUGAUUAAAGAAAAGUUGCAAUGACAAAUAUUAAAAUGAUUUAUUCUUGUUUUAUCAAGAUCUUUUUAACUUUUGCAUCUAUCUGUUAGUUUGGCUUUAUAACUGGUUAAAAACAGAAAUAACUGUUGAGAAUUGUCAGAAUGUGCAUAAAAAUUGCUGCUGGAGCUGAUGUGUUGCUGACUCUCCUCCUCUGUCUCCUCUCACAGGGAGAAGAUGAUCUGCAGGAUCCUGCUGCUCAUCAUCCUCAACUCAUGUCUCUGUGCAGCAGCAUUUGUAGUGAAUGUGACACAGAGCUCCUAUCAGGCAGAGGAGAACCACAGCAUCACUCUGGAGUGGACCUUCACCACCACACCUGAUGGAUCCUGGAGAGAUCUGUUCAUCUACUGCAGCUUGUUAACUCCUAGGAAAGAAUUAGUCCUGUAUCGGGUCCAUAAUGGUGUUGAGGUGUCAGAGUCUCAGGAUGAACAGUUUUCAGGACGAGUCCAGAGUGACAAAGACGUCCUCAGAGAAGGACGAAUCAGACUCCAUGUGUCCAGACUGAGGACUGAAGACUCUGGACAGUAUUACUGUGGUGUGAAGACUGAUGGUGGUUCUGGUUCUGCAGGGACCAGCAUCACAGUCUCUGGUGAGUUCACUCAGUAGGUCAUGUUGUCAUUUCAUGAUGAUAAAUUAAUGUUAUCUACACCACAGACAUGGAAUCAUCUAGUGACAGUAUCUCAG